GGGAAGGGGAGGGAAAGGCAGAGGAGGUCCCCGAAACCGGGAGGCGCGGGGGGUCCGUCCCCUUCCCGGCACCACCUCCGGGAAGGAUGGGUUGAGCGAGGAGGAAGAGCGCCGGGGCCGCGUCGGGUGCCGGGCAGCCCUAUGAUCCGGGAUGACUCCCGACUCGCCCCGGCGCGGGGCUCUCUUGCAGAACGUGCUGGCCAAGGCGCUGUACGACAAUGUGGCCGAGUCGCCGGACGAGCUUUCCUUCCGCAAAGGCGACAUCAUGACGGUGCUGGAGCGCAACACGCAGGGCCUGGACGGCUGGUGGCUCUGCUCCCUGCACGGCCGCCAGGGCAUCGUGCCGGGGAACCGCCUCAAGAUCCUGGUGGGGAUGUACGACAAGAAGCAGCAGCAGCAGCAGCAGCAGCAAGCGGCCGGGCUGGGGCAGGGCCAGGCGCCACCAGUCCCACAGCCCACGUUGCCCUACCACCACCAAGGGGGGUACAGCCCGCUGUCGCCCGCCUCGCAGUACACCCCCAUGCACCCUUCCUACGUGCCCCAAGGGGACAAUGUCUACUUGAUGCCGGCUCCCGGCAAGGGGCAGCAGGGCCUCUACUCGGGCUCGGCGCCCACCGGACAGUUUCCCCCGGCUCCGGCCAAGCAGCCUCCAGCCUACCCGAAGCAGACGCCGCCCCACGCCUUCCCCAGCGCCGGGCAGGAGAUCUACCAGGUGCCCCCGGCCCUGAGCCAAGCGGCGGACGCGUACCCUGUGGGCUCUGCCAGCCCCCCCCAGGAUAUAUACCAGGUUCCUCCCUCGGUGGCACAGGCUCAGGACAUCUACCAGGUGCCCCCGUCUUUGGAUGCGAGGAGCUGGGAAGGGUCCAAGCCGUCGGGAAAGGUGUUGCUGCCCACGCGCGUGGGGCAGGCGUACAUCUAUGACUCCCCCAAGGGCGAGCAGGAUGAAUACGAUUUUCCCCGCCACCUCCUCUCCUCGGGCUCCCAGGAGAUCUACGAUGUGCCGCCCGUGCGCGGUGCGCUGCCCAGCCAGGUCUAUGACACCCCCCCCAUGGCAGUCAAGGGUCCCAAUGGGCAGGACACGGGGCAGGAGAUCUACGAUGUGCCCCCCAGCGUGGAGAAGAACCUGCACCAAACCGUAUACGACGUGCCGCCCUCCGUCAGCAAGGACGUGCCGGACGGCCCCAUGCGGGAGGAGACGUAUGAUGUGCCCCCUGCCUUUGCCAAGCAGAAAGCCUUUGAGCCCCCCCGCCAUCCCCCGGUGCUCACCCAGCAGGAGCCCUACCUGCCGGAGGAUGUCUACGAUGUGCCACCGGCAGCCGGGAAAGCCGCCCCCGAGUCUUCGCUCUCCCACGAGAUCUACGACGUGCCUCCCAGCCUUAAGAAGCUGGGGGGGUCAGCCUUCCCCUCGCAGGAGGUGUACGACGUGCCACGGGACCUGCACGCCCCCGGCAAGGGCUCGGUGGACACGGAGGGUGAGUACAUCUACGAUGUCCCGCCGCAGGUGGACCGCGAGGCCAAGGCGGCUGACACCAAGCGUCUCUCGGCCUCCAGCACGGGCAGCACCCGCAGCAACAUCUCCACCUCCUCGCUGGACACGGUGCCCGUGAAGGAGCCGGCCAAAGGGCCCGGCAGAGAGUUCUCCAUGGACUUGGACGCUGCCAUGGAGAUGCUGGCCAAGCUCCAGCUCGGCGUCAGCGGCGCCGUCUCCUGCCUCAUGUCCUUCAUCAGCACCAACUGGCGCAGCCCCGAGCACAUGGAGGCCAACGCUGCCGGCAUCCGCGGGGCGGCCGAGGGCGUGCAGUCGGGGUUUAAGAGGCCGAGAGCCCCCGGCCUGAGCUGUGCUGCGCCUGAAGCCCUCGGCGGCGGGGAGUCGGGGGAGGGAGCGCUGGGGAAGAAGAGGAGAGGCCUCGUGCUCGAGGUCGAUGAGAAAGAGGAAGGAAAAGCUCAGGAAAACGAAGACGAGGAGGAUGACUUAAAGCAGUCAGAAAGAGACCGGGAAGAAGGAAAAAAGAAAGAGGACGCGCUUUGGGCCAGCUUCCUCAGCGACGUGGGGCAGAAGCCCAAAGCAGCGGCCACACAGGCAACUCGUGCUGACAAGGCUGGAGAAGAGAAGAGUGUGAACAAGCUUCAGGGGAAACCAAAAGAAUCUGAGAAGCCAAAAGAUUCAGGAAAAGUCACAAUCACCAAAGUGUUCGACUUUGCUGGUGAGGAAGUCAGAGUGACUAAAGAAGUGGACUCAAACUCAAAAGAAGCAAAAUCUUUUCUGAAGCAGCAAGAGAAGUGGCAGUCAUCAGCUCCAGGUUCCCUCCCAACUGUCUCUGGGGUGAAGAGGCCGAGCGGUAUCAGCAGCCUCCUGGGGAAGAUCGGCUCCAAAAAGCAGAAGAUGAGCACACUGGAGAAGUCCAAGCUGGACUGGGAGAACUUCAAGGAGGAGGAGGGCAUUGUGGAGGAGCUGGCAAUCCACAACCGAGGGAAAGACGGGUACAUCGAGAGGAAGGCGUUCCUGGAGCGCGUGGACCACAGGCAGUUUGAGAUCGAGCGCGACAUCAGACUGAGCAGAAUGAAGCCGUGAGGGCCGGGGAUGGCCGUGGGGUCCCACUGGCUCUGUGCCCCAGCUGGGGGAUGCCAGCCCCCGCCUGGCCGCAGGGCACGGAAACUGUUCUCUACCCAAGCCUGCACGUCUCAGCAGGUUUUUCCUUUUACUGUAAUGUUUGGGGAGGGUGCUUGUCUGUGGGCAGGGUGUGCUGUGAGGGUCCCAUCACCCGGCAGGUGACGGAAGUGACCCCGUGGCACCGAUCCUUCCCCACCGCUGGGUGCUGCCGUGCUUGCACGCAAACCAGAAUCCAGCUCUGCUGACGUGUGCGGUGGUGAGAGGGGUUGCAGGAAGGCUUUGUGGCUGCUGCACAGGCUGUGAGGCUGGAGCCCUGCUCUCCGCUCUGCCAGCUCCGCAGCCUCCCCUGCCCCUCCUCGCUCUUGCCCAGACAAAGCCGAACUGUCUGCACUUGUCUGCGGGGUCUGAUGGUGCUGGGGGUUUUUGAAGCAAGCCGAUGAAGAAAUCCUCCCUUGUUUGCUCCAUCGAGGAGCUGAGAGCAGCUGCGGCAGGCAGGCCGGGCCAGGGUCUGUUCAUGUGAAUAAAGUAUUCCAUCCUGGCGCUC
Molecule: messenger RNA, 3155 nt
Organism: Meleagris gallopavo (turkey)
Lineage: Eukaryota; Metazoa; Chordata; Aves; Galliformes; Phasianidae
Source: RefSeq, a predicted model, not a curated record